AUGACCUCUCUCGUCAAGCAAGCUGCCGCCGCAGCUUUGCUGCUGUCUUCCAGUGUUGCAGCACAGGACGUCACUACCCUCACGGGUACGAUCCCCACCUCGCAGCCGACGGCGUGUGCCACCGUCUUGACACCGGCUUACUCGGCGCCCGUUGCGGCGAAGGGUUGGAAGGCCCAGCUGAUUGCCACCAACCUCACUAACCCGCGCGGUAUCAAGUUCGACUCCAACGGCGGGCUGCUCGUGCUGGAAGCCCGUAACGGGCUCCGGCAUUUGGCCUUCGACGACAAUGGAGGUACUUGUCUAUCUGUGCGCAGCAGCACUUCCGUCAUCGAGGAUGAAGAGCUCAACCAUGGUCUUGAAUUGUCCGAGGAUGGCAGGACCCUGUACGUCUCCACGGCCGAGAAUGUCGACCGUUACAGCUACGACGCCGACACCAUGACCGUCAGCAACCACGCCCGCAUCGUCGCCAACAUGACCAACCCCAACCCGGGCAUCGCGCACGUCACGCGGACCCUUUUGCUCUCCAAGAAAGAGCCCGACCUCCUCCUGGUCUCGCGCGGCAGCGCCGAGAACGUCGACCCACUGGCCGCCGACCAAUCCACCGGCAUCUCCCACAUCCGCGCCUUCAACAUCUCCAACACCACCACCUCCUCCCUGCAGCGCCCCUACAGUUACCCCGAAGAUGGCCUGCUCGUCGGUUGGGGUCUGCGCAACUCGGUCGGCGUGGCCGAGCACCCGGUCACGGGCACCAUCUGGUCCGUCGAGAACAGCGCCGACGACAUUCACCGCCUGGACGAGGACAUCCACGAGGAGAACCCGGGCGAGGAGCUCAACUACCACGGCCUCCUCAACGACACGGACUCACCCCUCUCGCUCCUCGGCAGCAACUACGGCUACCCGACAUGCUUCGCGCUGCGCAACACAACAGACUUCCCGUCACAGGGCGACCUAACCGUCGGCGCGCAGUUCUCACUCGAAAACGACGCAACCGCCAACGACACGCACUGCGGGCUGCGCACCGUGCCGCCCCGCCUCACCUUCCAAGCCCACACCGCCCCGCUCGACAUCGAGUUCCUCCCCGGCAACGGCUCGCGCGCCUUCAUCUCCUUCCACGGCAGCUGGAACCGCGAACACCCGGCGGGCUACAAGCUGUCGUACGUCGCCUUCGGGACCGACGACGACGACGGCGACGACGAUGACGACGACGAUGAGAACGGCACCGGAGCCGGCAUGCCCGUCGAGGCCCCCGACAGCGUCGACCCCAUCCGCGACGUCCUCACCGCCCCGGACGUGAGCCGCUGCUCUGAGCGCGGCGCCUGUUUCAGGCCUGUCGGGCUGGCGUUUGAUGCCGCUGCGCAGCGGCUGUUUGUGUCAAGCGAUGCGACGGGCGAGAUUUGGGUGGUGAUGCGGGAUGGUGAGGAGGAAGAGGACGGGGGUGGUGGUAAUGGUGGUGGCGGUGGGACGCCGACUGAGACUGGUGGUCCUGUGGAGAGCACGUCGACUGCGGCGGCCAUGCCUGGGGCGGGGUACCGUGGUGCUGGGGGCGAGGGGUGGGUUGUGGUGGUGGUCACGGCGGUGAUGGUGGCUGUUGGGGGGUUGGGGUUUGUGGCUUAG
Molecule: messenger RNA, 1614 nt
Organism: Chaetomium fimeti
Lineage: Eukaryota; Fungi; Ascomycota; Sordariomycetes; Sordariales; Chaetomiaceae
Exons: 2
Coding region: 1-1614 (537 amino acids)
Source: RefSeq, a predicted model, not a curated record